AUGCGUCUACGAUCUCAGCGGAUUUGCGCUAGAACAUCAGAAAAUCCCGGUGGUGUCUCAGUACUCUUGGACUACGCCGGACGAGACGCAACCGCUGCUUACUCCGAGGUCCACUCACCAUCGUUGAUCAAGAUCUCGUUGCCAGCAUCAUCUCGCAUUGGCGUUCUAGACCAAACUACCAUUACGGAUAAAUGGGCUAAACCACCAGCUGCUCAUUCCCGUUACCCGAGGUUAUGGAUGCGGCAGCACGCUCCUGGGCUACCAAUCGCACUGAAAGGGAUCCAGACAGCGGCGGAUGCAAUGAAGGCUAUGGAAGCAGGUGUUGAUGCUAUAUAUAUCUCUAACCAUGGUGAACGGAGCCUAGAUACAUCUCCUACUACGAUACUGAUGCUGCUUGAGAUCCAGAAGUGUUACCCACAGGUAUUUGAUAAGAUGGAAGUAUAUGUCGAUGAUGGCAUCACUAGGGGAACAGAUAUCUUCAAGGCUCUGUGUCUAGGUGCCAAGGCUGUUGGAAUUGGGCGGGGGUUUCUAUUCUCGCUGAAUUAUGGGAAGCAGGUUCUUGUCGAUGAGCUGGUGACGACUAUACAGAUGUGCGGUAUCACUAGUCUCGACCAAGUCCAUCCCGGGCUACUACAUACAGGAGCUGUUGACCACCUUGUUCCUGGGUCUGAAGAGCAUCCGUAUGCUAGGUGGAAGCCAAAGUAA
This is a messenger RNA of Daldinia decipiens, 705 nucleotides long. Its product is annotated as FMN-dependent dehydrogenase-domain-containing protein. The transcript is spliced from 3 exons. Gene Ontology annotation, molecular function: oxidoreductase activity. The record is from RefSeq and is a predicted model, not a curated record. NCBI's taxonomy places the organism in Eukaryota, Fungi, Ascomycota, Sordariomycetes, Xylariales, Hypoxylaceae. Bases 1 to 705 code for a protein of 234 amino acids.